Molecule: messenger RNA, 961 nt
Organism: Closterium sp. NIES-67
Lineage: Eukaryota; Viridiplantae; Streptophyta; Zygnematophyceae; Desmidiales; Closteriaceae
Source: the annotation of a GenBank genome assembly
AGGGGAGUCACCACGAUGCACUCGGAGCGCGGCACCCGGCAGGGAGAUCCGCUGAGCCCGUUUCUCUACGCACUCACGCAGCGCCUCGCCCUGGAGCCCGUCCUGGCAGGUGGUGAUGUCCAGCUCUGGUCGUACGCCGACGACACCUACCUCGUGGGCCCUCCAGACAGGGUGCUGCACCAUUUCACUGAGGUCGUGAGGCGCUUGGGCGAGUUGGGCCUUGCUGUCCAGCCGCACAAGUGCCUUGUUCAUCACACGUCCGCGAUCCUGCCCAGCGAGGUGCAGGCUUUCACCGGUCUUGGCAUCGAGGUCGCACGCCGGGGGCUCACCGUGACGGGCGUUCCGGUCGGCACCGAUACCUUUGGCGCCGCGAGAUGCAUUGAUGGUGAUUGUAGACGUCUCGGUGGCAGACCCACAGCGGGAGGGGAAUGCGCAGUUCAGGCGGAUGGCACCCACUCAGAUUGGCGGCGCAGCAGCUAGGUGGGUGCAGGAUAAGCUGCGACACUGGAGGCCGGUGUUACAGGGGGUGCAGCCGGAUCCAGAGUUCUACGCCUGCGUAGUGGAGACUUUUGGGUGCCUGAGUGAGCCACUGCGGCAGUUCCUAGGGCUGUGUGCAUCGCGGACAGCACGGCGGAGGAGAGAUUCGGGGGCAGGGGAUGACGGGUCGGCACGGAUAUUUGAGACGAGCCUCACUACGCGUCUCUCCGUGGCACUGCAGCGGGCGCAGGCAAAUGUGAUCAUGCAGCAUGCAGUGCGGCAGCUGGGCGGCUCCGACAAUGGAUGGAUGCCAGCACCUGUACCUUUGGGCGCUGGGCAGGGGAGUUGGCACAACAUCACAGGGUGCUUCGAGAGUGCAGCAGACAUGCAGUAUAUGUAUGAUGCAUAUGUGUAAAAAAAACAUAUAUAGGCCGUGCUUGAGACGCUGUGCCCGCGCUGUGCGCGUGGGCUGUUGCUUUGUUAG